CCCACAGAUCUUCUAAGGAUGAAGACUAGCAGCGUGGACACUGGCCCAGCCCCGGGUCACUAAGGGGCUCUGGCAGCCAGGCGCGGAGAUGGGGGUGCCCGAACGUCCCACCCUGCCGCUUUUGCUGUCUUUGCUCUUGCUUCCUCUGGGCCUCCCAGUCCUCUGCGCUCCCCCACGCCUCAUCUGCGACAGCCGAGUUCUGGAGAGGUACAUCUUGGAGGCCAAGGAGGCAGAGAACGUCACGAUGGGCUGUGCAGAAGGUCCCAGACUGAGUGAGAAUAUUACAGUCCCAGAUACCAAAGUCAACUUCUAUGCUUGGAAAAGAAAGGCGGUGGAAGAACAGGCUGUAGAAGUUUGGCAUGGCCUGUCCCUGCUCUCCGAGGCCAUCCUGAGGGGCCAGGCCCUGCUAGGCAACUCCUCCCAACCAUCAGAGAUGCUUCAGCUGCAUAUAGACAAAGCCAUCAGUGGCCUGCGCAGCCUCACCUCCCUGCUCCGGGUGCUGGGAGCCCAGAAGGAAUCGAUAUUACCUCCAGAUGCUACCCCACCUGCUCCACUCCGAACACUCUCGGUGGAUACUUUCUGCAAACUCUUCCGGGUCUACUCCAACUUUCUCCGGGGCAAACUGAAGUUGUACACAGGGGAGGCCUGCAGGAGAGGGGCCAGGUGAGCUGCCACCACCACUGCGAUGUAGCCACCAACUUUGCUCACCAUCACUGCCCGUGUCACGCCGACCCUCCACCACUCCCAACCCUCAUCAAAAGGGUUGUGACCUCCUCACCAGCUUGUUCUAUGGACACUCCAGCACCAGAAGUGAUCUCUUGGGGAGCCAGAAGAACUUUCCAGAGCUCUGUUCUGAAAUCUAAAGAUGUUACUGGGCCAGCCUGAGGCCCCAGAGCAGGAGAGACUCGGAGAACAAUCUUGGAUUUGUUUUGUUAUUGUUGAGACAGGAAGGUCUCACAUAGCCCAGGCUGGCCUGGAACUUAGUAUGUAGCUAAGGAUGACUUUGGACUCCUUAUCUUCCUGCUUCCAUUUCCUGAGUGCUGAGAUUGAAAGCACACACCACCCCACCCCAUUUAUGGGGUGCUGGAGAUGGGAGCUGUGGCUCCGUGCAUGCUAAGCAAACACUGUACCAACUGACCUAUAUCCGAAGCACCCAGAGACAAGCUUAGAACUCAGGGACAGAGACAUCGAAACACAAAACGUUGGGGCUUAAUCUUUGUGGCAACUACGAAGAAUACAGGGACUGGAGAAUUUAGGGGACAAGGCAUGAAUUUUCCAGGUCUCAUGGGUUCUCUCUCCCCUGGCCCCAUGUCCCACUGGACAGUAGAGGGAGUGGAACCAUGAAGACAGAAUGGUAACUGACUCUUAGCUUUCAAGGGAGGGAAGGGGUUUUGAAAUUUUGUGUCUUUUAAAAUACCACUGGCAACAGCUGAAAUCACCAACAUGA
Messenger RNA from Cricetulus griseus (Chinese hamster), 1447 nucleotides. NCBI's taxonomy places the organism in Eukaryota, Metazoa, Chordata, Mammalia, Rodentia, Cricetidae. The record is from RefSeq and is a predicted model, not a curated record.